Molecule: messenger RNA, 1470 nt
Organism: Aspergillus tanneri
Lineage: Eukaryota; Fungi; Ascomycota; Eurotiomycetes; Eurotiales; Aspergillaceae
Product: putative MFS transporter
Exons: 7
Coding region: 1-1470 (489 amino acids)
Biological process (GO): transmembrane transport
Cellular component (GO): membrane
Molecular function (GO): transmembrane transporter activity
Source: RefSeq, a predicted model, not a curated record
AUGGCAAAAAUCAAAUCAGGAACACAGGUCAACCGUAGAACCGCGAAAUGGCGGAAUCCACCCGCAGUCGGGGGCGGUUUUUACGCUCUUCGGGGAUUUUCCGAUGGAUUGAGCCAGCUCGUUGCCCACUGUUUUCCGACAUCGCCGGACAUACAAAGAGUCGACGACACGAUCAACACAACUUCCCUUCCUCAAAACAUCUGCAUCGUCGUCAAUACCAUGGAGACAGAGACGCAGGUCCAAGAGAGCGAAUCGCCGCCCCGUCUACUCCUGAAGCUCAUCAGUGCCGGUUUCGCUUUCUUCGUGGCCGGUAUCAACGAUGGCAGUCUGGGCGCCCUAAUCCCCUAUAUACGCGAGGCCUACCAGAUCGACACCAACCUUGUCGCCGUCGUAUACGGCACCACCUUCGCCGGCUGGUUUGUCGCUGCCCUCAGCAACAGCCACCUGGGCCAAUAUCUGCAUCUCGGCGUGUUCCUCGUGCUCGGAGCCGCUAUGCAGGUGCUUGCCCACGCGCUGCGAACCUGGAUGCCCCCGUUCGGUUUAUUCGCCGUGACCUUCUUCUUCGCCGCCCUCGGCCAAGCCUACCAGGAUACCUACGCCAACACGUUCGUCGCGUCCGUCAAAGCCGCCCAUCGAUGGCUGGGCUUCAUCCACGCCAUGUACAUGGCCGGGUGCCUGGUUGGACCGUUUGUGUCGACCGCGGUCGCGUCGGCGGGAACGCAGUCGCGGUGGAAUUUAUUCUAUACGGCGCCGUUGGGACUCGGUGUGGUGAAUCUGGUGCUGGUGCUGGUGGCGUUCCGGGACUCUCUAGCUUUCAAACACGGCGUGAAUACUGGUCAAGAAGCGCGGUCGGGAAAGAUCGCAUUGCAGGAGAUAUGGCAGACGUUGUCGCUGCCGAGCGUCUGGGUGUUAAGUUUGUAUUUCUUUUUCUUCCUGGGGGCUGUGAUUACGGCGGGAGGGUGGAUCGUCGAAUAUCUGGUUCAUGUGCGCGAUGGAGACCUCAAGCAGAUGGGCUAUGUCCCUGCUGGCUUCUAUGGCGGUGCCUUCAUCGGCCGAUUGGUACUAGCAGAGCCGACGUAUCGACUGGGCGAGCGACGCAUGAUAAUCGUCUACGUGUUGCUUUGUCUGGCCUUGGAGCUAGUGUUCUGGCUGUGUGUAUCCCAGUUCUCAGAUGUACCAAAUAUCAUCACCGAAGCGGUCGCCGUCAGUCUAUUGGGAUUCUUCUCAGGCCCCUUCUUCGCAACGGGGAUAUCCGUGGCGUCGAAAUUAUUCAGCGUGGAGAUCCGAUCCUCGGCUUUGGCGUUUAUCUUCGUCCUGGGUCAAGUGGGCGGGGCAAUCUUCCCGGCCAUUACGGGAGUUCUUGCGGCGCGUUCGGGAGUCAAGGUGUUACAGCCGAUUCUGGUGGGAUUAUUAGGUGCUACGGGGGUGACGUGGUUGAUGCUGCCAAAGGGAAGACUUCACCAUGAUUGA